AUGAAAAUUUGUGAUAAGCAUUUUCCUGCCUCAGAUGUUGGGAGUAAAUUUCUUAAAAGAGCAGCGGUACCGAUUUAUUUCUUAGACGGGGUAAAUGAAGAGGACGACUAUGACUUUUCACAAACCCAAAUAAUUCCUAAUUACGACGAAAGUGUUGAGACGACCAAAUCCUGUUGCAAUUGUGCAAAAACAAUUGAGGCUAAUAACAGUAUUAGUCGCGAGUCAAAAGCGUUGUCCAAGAUGCUUGUAGGAUCUCGAAAUAGGGAGUACGAUGAAGCGUCAAGAGAACUGGCUCUUAAUUUGUACCUAAAGUCUCGUUCAGCAUAUUUAUUCAUGAGGAACAAACUAAACCUUACGUUACCCCAUGAAAAUUCUAUUAUAAAUUGGACGCCCAUCAAGAAUUUGCAACCUGGUUUUAAAAAUGAAUGUUUCCAUAUGCUUGCGAAAAAAAUAAGCAUGCUUAGGCAGAUUGACCGAGAGAAUGCAAUACUUAUUGUUGACGAAAUGAAAUUAAGGCCAGAGCUACGGUAUAACUCGGUAUUGGACCAAAUUGAUGGUUUUGAAGAUGUGGACUUUUUCAGAACUGAUAAAAUUGGUAAAAGCAUAUGCCUGUUCAUUGUGAAGGGAAUGUUUUCAAAUUGGUCAUUUAUAUUAAAUUAUUUUAUUACUGAAAAUGGCAUGGAUGGAGACUGCUUAAGUAAUAUAAUAUUGGAAAAUUUGCGGCUCCUCAAACAUGAGCUUGGUACUAUUGUAAGAGUUAUUUCUUGCGACCAAGGUUCAGCAAAUAGGAAAACAUUCUCUACCUUUGAAAUUGUACCUGAAAAGCCAUUCUUUGAUUUCGAAGACAACAAAAUAUUUUGCAUGUAUGAUUUUCCGCACUUGAUUAAAUGUCUCCGUAAUGGGCUUAUGACAUGUGACCUAACAACGGCAGACGGCAUUGUGAGCUUUAAAGUACUGAAUGAACUGUGGGAGCGAGAAAGAUACGCAACUACAAAAAUGUGUCCUAAACUAAGUAGGCAACAUAUAGAACCAAAAAAUUUUGAAAAAAUGAGGGUUAAGUUUGCGACACAAUUAUUUAGUAAGACAGUGCAAGCCGCAAUAAGAACCAUUGUGGGAACUGGAGGUUUUAACAAUGUCAGCAAUGAAGUGGCAGUAGCAACUGCCAAUUUUAUUGAAAAAAUUGAUAAAAUAUUUGACUGCAUGAACUCCUGUACCCUGUAUUCCAAAAAUCCAUACUCUUGUGCGUUGCAGGUCGACGGAAUUGUAAUAAACUAUAUAAAGGAAUUCAUCCUUUAUUUCAAUUCCGUUAAGUUUACCGAUCCAAAGAAAACUGUUCAUUUCCUGACAGGCUUUAAAAUCACGCUUAAUGGAGUUGUUCAGCUUGCGGAGGAAAUUUUUCGAAGCAAUAGUGAAAUAUUCUUUAUAAUGACAAAUUUUCUUUGUCAAGACAAACUUGAAAACACAUUUUCAAUAUUACGGCAGAGAGGCGGUUAUAACAAAAAUCCAUCCGUAUCAGAAAUUAAUUAUAUGCUGGCGAAAGUUAUAACGCGUAAAAUUUUAUUAUCCACAACAGUGGGAAAUUGCGAAACUGUGGAGGAUGAUAAUGUGUUUCAGUCGGUUGUAGAUGAAGAAAUAUCACCGAGUAAUGAAGUUUCUUUAAUAGUUCACGAAACAAACGACAAUUCGGGCAAUCAGGAUGAAAUUUCCAUUCAAAAUACUGUGAUGUCGUACAUAUCCGAGAACCAUGACGUUUUAGACAGUGAAUUGCCAUCACUUCGAUAUUUUUUGGGUUACGUCGCAUCUCGAGUUUUACCGAAAUUAAGUUGUUCAUCAUGUAAUAAAAGCAUCAGAAAAUCGAAUGAGUUUUUGACAGCACCAACAGAACUAUUUCUAUUUUAUAAAAAUUAUAACAAAUCCACAGAUUUCGGUAAACUUGUUGCACCCACUGAAGAAUUUGUUAAUGCUUAA
This is a messenger RNA of Teleopsis dalmanni, 1968 nucleotides long. RefSeq lists its product as uncharacterized. The record is from RefSeq and is a predicted model, not a curated record. Bases 1 to 1968 code for a protein of 655 amino acids. The transcript has 3 exons. Lineage: Eukaryota; Metazoa; Arthropoda; Insecta; Diptera; Diopsidae.